Molecule: messenger RNA, 2784 nt
Organism: Rosa rugosa (rugosa rose)
Lineage: Eukaryota; Viridiplantae; Streptophyta; Magnoliopsida; Rosales; Rosaceae
Product: putative wall-associated receptor kinase-like 16
Exons: 3
Coding region: 395-2689 (764 amino acids)
Biological process (GO): protein phosphorylation; cell surface receptor signaling pathway
Cellular component (GO): plasma membrane
Molecular function (GO): protein serine/threonine kinase activity; calcium ion binding; ATP binding
Source: RefSeq, a predicted model, not a curated record
UGUUUAGAAAUCACAUAGCAGUAACAAUUAAAAGAACACAUGGAACUUACCUUUCUCUGUUUUCUUUUUACCAAGGUGAUGACACAAAAGAAAUGACCAAGUCUCUUCUCAAAGAGAACCAAAUUAAAAAAUCAAAAGUCUCUCAGUCGGCAACCUUGCUUGGCAUAAGUAUUGUCUAGCUUGUCUGCUCAACUUUGGGCACCCCGUCGCUUAUGGACUAUUACCAAGUUCCAAGUGAGAUGUUUUAUUUCAUUGAAUAUUUUACAUGGUGCCAAUUCACGUUUGGACCCUGUGAAGCUUGCUGUACCAAAUCCAAGAACUCAGAAAGUGUUCAAGUGCCAUUCGAGUUUCUUUACUUCAACACUACAUAUAACAGUGUAUACUACCUUUCUAGAUGGAAUCGAGUAGUGGUGCCAUGGCCUUGCCUGUGAUGCUCAUUUUGCAACUCUCAUUGAUGGGAGUACUACUGGUCGUAUUAGCAGCAGCUGAUCAAGCUCUCCUGCCUCAAGCUCUGCCUGGCUGCACUGACCGCUGCGGUGAUCUCGUAAUUCCAUACCCAUUUGGCAUUGGUGAAGGUUGUUACCUUCGACAAGAAUUUCAAAUCACUUGUGACCAAUCAACCCAACCCCCAUCAGCAAACUGGACAGGCACUGAUAUCCGCAUCGCUAACUUCUGGCUUGCAGAGGGUGAGUUGCAAAUAAACAGUUACACUGCCCGAGAUUGUUAUGACCAGCAAGGCGAGGGAACCUACCACAACAGCCCUGAGUUAACGCUGGUUCCGCCUUACACCAUAUCCGAUACCAAAAACAAGUUCAUCGCAGUUGGAUGCGACACUUAUGCAAUCUUUACAGGAUACCGAGGGGAAGAGAGGUACGUAACCGGGUGUAUGUCCUUGUGUAACAGCCUUGGCAGUGUCGAUGGGUCUUGCUCUGGCGUUGGUUGUUGCCAAACCUCCAUCCCUAGUGGAAUGACAAAUCGUACUAUCACAUUGAGUAGCUAUAAUAAUCACUCUGAUAUAUGGAGCUUCAACCCCUGCAGCUACGCAUUCAUUGUGCAAGAAGGCCAGUUUAGUUUCUCUAAUACAAGUUUUCAAGAACUGAUCGUCACUGAACAACUGCCACUGGUUCUUAACUGGGCAAUUGGGAAUGAACCAGACCCAUGUGAUGCAGCUGAAAAGAGGCAGGACUUUGCAUGCAAUAAAAAUAGCAAGUGUGUCAACCACAACAACAGGAACGGUUAUGUUUGUGAAUGUUUACCAGGCUAUGAAGGAAAUCCAUACCUCCCAGAUGGUUGCCAAGAUAUUGAUGACUGCAAGGAUUCAAACCCAUGCAAGAUUGGAAAAUGUGUAAAUUCACCUCCAGGAGAUUACUCUUGUUUAUGUCCCAAAGGAUACAGAAACGACGUCAUGGAUGAAAAGAUCUGCAUCAAAGAAAAUCCCAAAAACCAAUCAAAGAUCACUCUCCUGCUUAUUAUUUCAUUGAGUGUCAGUCUAGGCUUCUUGGGUAUGGUGGUUGGAAUUUCAUGGAUAUAUUGGGCAAUGAAGAAAAGAGAUUUCAUCAAACUCAAAGAGAAGUACUUCAGACAAAAUGGUGGCUUACUGUUACAGCAACGACUCGCUAGCCAUGGAAUGGAGACAGCAAAACUCUAUAGUGCAGAAGAACUUGAGAAGGCCACAAACUAUUACCAUGCAAGUACAGUCAUUGGUGAAGGAAGCUAUGGAACAGUAUACAAAGGAAUACUACCAGAUAACAAAGAGGUCGCCAUUAAAAAGUCCAAAAUUGGUGCUCGUGCUCAGAGCGAUCAGUUUGUUAAUGAGGUGAUAAUCGUUUCUCAAAUAAACCAUAGAAAUGUGGUGAGGUUAUUAGGUUGUUGCUUAGAGACAGAAGUGCCUUUACUAGUUUAUGAGUUUAUCAGCCGUGGAACUCUUUCUGAGCACAUUCAUAAAGAAACCAAAGCAGCAUCACUGUCAUUGGGUUUACGACUGAAGAUAGCAGCAGAAACUGCAGGAGCACUAUCAUACUUACACUCGUCCACUUCCAUGCCAAUCAUUCACCGAGAUGUCAAAGCAACCAAUAUACUAUUGGACGAAAAUUACACAGCAAAAGUGUCAGAUUUUGGAGCGUCACGAUUGGUUCCUCUUGAUCAAAAUCAACUAUCAACUUUAGUGCAGGGGACACUUGGAUACCUAGAUCCUGAAUACUUACUUACCAAUCAGCUAACAGAAAAGAGUGAUGUCUAUAGCUUUGGAGUUGUCCUUGUGGAACUGCUUACUAGUAAAGUUGCACUUUCUUUUGAACGCCGUGAGGAAGAGAGAAACCUAGCAAGCUUCUUUGUUCGUUCGAUAGAGGAGGAUCACUUGAAAGAAAUUCUUGAUGAUGACAUAGUUGAUGAUGGACAUGUUGAUGAGACACUGAAAAAUAUGGCUAAUCUUGCAAAAAGAUGUUUGAGACUAAAAGGGGAGGAAAGGCCUACCAUGAAAGAAGUAGCCACAGAGCUAGAUGGAAUGAGAAUUACGAUAAUGCAUCCAUGCGGUAAAGCUGAUUUCGGUUCAGAAGAGACUGAGAAUUUGGAGACGAAUGAUGUUGCUCUUAAAGGUGACUAUGGUUCUAGUAGUACAAUUACUAGUACAACUAGUUGGUAUGACAGCAUGCAAAAACAAAUGUUAAUGCCAUAUGAUGAUGGACGAUAAGUAAUUAUCUAGCUGAUAGUAUGUAUAUCAUGUAGCGUAAGGAAAUCACUUGACUAUAUUAGUGUGUUAGUCAGUGCCUCAUAAAAUAAAAGGAG